Molecule: messenger RNA, 1702 nt
Organism: Moneuplotes crassus
Lineage: Eukaryota; Ciliophora; Spirotrichea; Euplotida; Euplotidae
Source: the annotation of a GenBank genome assembly
AUGAUCAGCACAAAGAAAGGCUACAAGCCUCAGAAGAAUCUUCUCUCAAACCUCCAAAGCUCAAAUCAUCUCUUUGAUGAAGAAUACUCAAGAAUGAAUUAUAUCAAAGGUACUUCUUGCACUCCCCUUACUUGGCACAAGCAAAGGAUCAGAUACCAUCUCCUUGAGUACGAUGAUCUCAUUGAUUCAUCAGAGCUCAACAGUAGACACUAUAAGAAAAUCGCUUGUACUAUAGAAGAUAAUUAUGAAAAAUAUGAUUCGUUCAUCAUAAUUUAUGGAACAGACACGAUGUCAUAUAUGGCUUCCCAACUUUCCUUCAUGUUGGAAAACUUAGCCAAAACUGUUGUAAUUACAGGAGCUCAGAUUCCCAUCUCAGAAUGGAGAAAUGAUGCAGAGUCAAACCUCAUCGGAGCUCUUACAGUAGCUGAGCAUUGCAUCCCUGAAGUGACUGUCUUGUUUUAAUGGAUCUUUAUUCAGAGGUAAUCGAAUCAUCAAGUCUGACUCUACCAAAAUGCAGCCUUUUAGCUCUCCGAAUUUUGGAAAGUUAGCGACUUUCGGGGUCUUUCUGAACUACAAGAAGAACCUCAUCAGGAAGCCUCCAGCUCCAGGGUUAACAUUCAAAGUAUUCCACAUGAGUGAUAGAAGGAUUUCGCUGAUUUACAUGCAUCCUUUGAUGACAAAGGAUAUAUUCUUAAGUUCCUUUAAGAAGAGCAAAGCUAUCAUCCUGCAGCUCUACGGCAUGGGAAAUUUUCCAAUGGAAAGAACAGACUUAGUUGAAAUAAUCAAGGAUGCUGUCCUAAAGCAUAAGAAAACCGUUAUAAUUACUAGUCAAUGCAGAGCAGGCAUGGUGAAAGGAAGCUACUCUAGCUGACUUGAACUCACAAGGAUUGGUGUACUUCUCUCUGAAGAUAUGACGACUGAAACUGUCAUUGCUAAACUAUCCUAUGCCCUAGGCAAAGGAUUUAGAGACAAAGAACUCGAAGAAGUCAUGCGCUCUGACCUUAGAGGAGAGAUUUCUGCUCCUGUAGAAAAGAUACAGGAUGAAAAUCAAUUAACUUUAUCAAACAUUUUAACAAUGAGUAAUAUUCUUCAAGAUUCGACACUGGAAGACUUAAAUAAAAUGGCUGAAAUGCUCCAAUCAAGUUUGACUCAAGCCAAAACUAAUGAAUACACAGUAGAGAAGCUCCAAAAAUCUUUGAAAGAUGGAGUGGACAUUAACUCAAAGAAUGACAGUGGAGAAGCUCCUAUCCAUAUUGCAGCUAAAACUAACAAUGAAGAUCUGGUUGAUUUCUUAAUUAACCAAGAAAAUCUCGAUGUCAACUCUUUGGAUAUAAAGGAAAAUUCACCUCUUUAUUAUUCCUGUGUAAACGGAAGUUCUUCUAUAGCCACUAAAUUGAUCUCUAAGGGAGGUUCCUGUCUCUCAAGUCCUGGCUGUCUUGCAAGGACCUUAGAGAGUAAGGCUAAAAUAAAUGAUAUUCAGAGUUUGAAGUUGUUCCAUUCAGCUGGCGUUAAUCUCGAUGCAAUAAGCUGUAAAGUAAAAAUACUCAAAGAAGCCUCCAAGGAUAACAACAAUCAAGAUGAAAUGAACACCACUACCUCCAAAAUAAACCCAGCAAUUGUUGCUGCUUUCGCUGGUUUCAAGGAAGGAUUCAUGCUUGAUGAAAAGUCUUCAUCUCCUGUAGGCCUGAAUAAUUCAAUCUAG